Penicillium riverlandense is the source of this 336-nucleotide messenger RNA. RefSeq lists its product as uncharacterized. NCBI's taxonomy places the organism in Eukaryota, Fungi, Ascomycota, Eurotiomycetes, Eurotiales, Aspergillaceae. The record is from RefSeq and is a predicted model, not a curated record. The coding region runs from base 1 to 336 and encodes 111 amino acids. The transcript has 2 exons.
AUGACUGCCACAGUCGAAAAAGCCAAGAAGCUUCUUGUCCCUAACGGCGCUCAGUCGCUAAAGAAGACCACCAGCUCCUCCAAGGACAAGCAGGUGGACGACCUGAAGCGCAAGGCCGCCAAGAAGGAAAAGCACCAGACCAAGAAAGCGAAGAAGGAGGCCCGCGCCAAAAUCACCGCUGACCUGAAGAGCUGCAUCAAGGAACUGAAGGCAGCCUGCGACGAGCUGAACUUCCGCAAGGAUCUGCUCGUGGAGUCUGUUUCCAAGACCCUCGAUAUGGCCCUGGCUACCAUGCGCGAGAUCGAGGUAUUUGAGGAGAAAUAUGGCGAAAAGUAA